Messenger RNA from Nicotiana tabacum (common tobacco), 1799 nucleotides. NCBI's taxonomy places the organism in Eukaryota, Viridiplantae, Streptophyta, Magnoliopsida, Solanales, Solanaceae. The record is from RefSeq and is a predicted model, not a curated record.
CGUUACCAAAUACCAACUACCUAAUCCAGUAUCCUUAACAGAACUCUUCACUUCACUCUUUGUACACUCCCAUGUUGUCACCUUCCUCUCCCAUUUCCAAACCCUAAACCCUAAUUCCCAUCAUCAAUGACAAAUUCAAGAACCCUUUUCAGCAUUCAAUCUCCAACCAAUGCAUCUUUUUCUUCCCAUUUUACCCUCAAAACACCUUCAAAAUUACAACAACAAUCAUUCCCUUCCAAACUUAACUUCAAGAAGCUCAGGUUCAGUACUUUCAAAGUCCGUUGUUGCCCUCAACAAACUCCACAGAAUCAAAAUCCGACUUCUGCCCUUAUCUCAAUUCUUCGUAUAAUACCUGAUUGGGCUGACAGAAUUCAAGAAGGGGGUAUGAAAAAGAAGAGAUCUUUAUACACACAUGAAAGUUGGAUGCAACAUAGGAGUUCUUUAAGGCAUGUUAGGCACUUGUUUUCGAGCUUGAAUUCGCGUGUGAUUCUAUCGUUGGUUCCUCCGGUUAUAGCUUUUACCUCAGUGGCAGUGGUCAUUGCUAGUUAUAAUUCAGCUGUUUCAAUGCAUUGGUUGCCUGAGUUAUUCCCUGUAUUGAGAGCUAGUCCACUGCCUUAUCAGUUGACAGCUCCAGCUUUGGCGCUUCUCUUAGUGUUUAGAACAGAGGCAUCGUACUCGAGGUUUGAAACAGGGAAGAAGGCUUGGACUAAAGUGAUUGCUGGAACCAAUGAUUUUGCUAGGCAGGUCAUUGCUUGUGUUGAUAAGAGUGAUGCUGUUCUCAAAGCAGCACUUUUACAGUAUAUCAUGGCAUUUCCAGUUGCCUUGAAGUGCCACAUAACAUAUGGCUCGGAUAUAGCAAGUGAUCUCAAAAACUUACUUGAGGCUGAUGAUCUAGCAGUAGUUCUCAGUUCUAAGCAUCGCCCUCGUUGCAUCAUUGGGUUCAUCUCUCAGUGCCUUCAGUCAUUACACUUGGAGGGAACAAAACUGACUCAGCUGGAGUCAAAGAUUUCUUGUUUCCAUGAAGGUAUUGGUGUAUGUGAACAACUCGCGGGCAUACCUAUUCCGCUUUCAUACACUCGGUUGACUUCAAGGUUCUUGGUCCUUUGGCAUCUUACUCUUCCUAUAAUACUUUGGGAUGAUUGCCAUUGGAUUGUGGUUCCAGCUACUUUCAUAAGUGCUGCUUCCUUAUUCUGCAUUGAAGAGGUCAGAUUUCACUUUCUUCAAUUAACCAGAGGAACUAAUACUUUGUGAUAUAACUACUUCCUGCAGUAGAGAUCACUUUGUCUGAAGGCAGGACUGUAUUAAAAUGUCACAGCUUGAACUGCCGUACUCUUCAAUAUGUACAAUGGCAGAGGCAAGAUUUUCACCAAGGGGGUUAAAAAAUAAAAAAAGUAAACAUGCAAAGAAUCCAAGGGGAUUCAUCAUCUAAAGAUGUACAUAAAAGAAAAUUUGAUCUUAUAGUGAAGGGUGUUCGGAUUAACCCCCAUCCGCCCCUUAGCUCCCCUCAUGAAACGAAUAUAUUAUUAUUUAUCUUAAGUUUCAGUUUGUGGGGCAUUCCAGCUGAUAUCAUCUUCAUUUUAAAUUGCUAUGUAUGAGUGAUAAACUUAAUGGUCUUAUUACAUAGAGUAUCUGAUGAAUUGUCCGAGGCUCCAGGAGUUCAUGAUACUGUAACCUUGGUUUUCUAUUUGAAAUUCCCCCAAAAAGUUUAAUAAUAAAAAUAAAGAGGAGAGAAACACAGUUGAAGAUUUCUAUUUGAUUGGAGCAUUGACACUGCCCAAUACUGAGGUCACAGCUUGGUU